UGAAAUGAGUGACAAUUCUUCAAGUACUACAGUCAAAUUGGAGGAUAACUUUUUGCGCCAGAAAGUACGGGAGUAAGCGCGUCGGCAACGCCAAGAACUGCGUACAAGUGCUACAGAUGCGUUGCGUUUUGGGUUGGGAAAAAUAAAGGAAGAAAUUAAGGAGAUCGAACCCCUCUCAGUUAAGGAUGUGAAUGGACGAUAUGUAUCGUUUAUCUUAUGCUUUCCUUCAGGGCAAUGAAAACAUCAACGCAUUUGCUGAUAAGCAGGGCGCUGUGCAGGUGCUGGUAAAAGAACUCACAGGUAUAGAUCUGACACGUAGAUUUGAUGCCGCCGAAUGCUUUUGCAACUUUUCGUUGGGAGAAGCGCAUGUCUGCGAAAAGAUUGCCACAUUGGCAGGUACCUAUCUGGUCACUUAUAUGGACAUCAAAGAGCCUCGCUUGAAACGUAGCUGUCUAUGGACAUUGGCCAAUAUUUUGUCUACAAGCAACAAAGCGACCACGACCCUGCUUCAGAUGCAGCUUGUGCCAAAGCUCUGGAAGUUAUAUACUGCACCUGCCGAUGAUCUGAAUGUUUAUCAAGAAGAUGCUGCCAUUUGCUUAUAUCUGAUAGCGACAUCUGCUGCUGAUUUGCUAAGUUCCGAGGACCGUCGCUAUAUUGCUGAGCACGUGCAUGAGAAGUGUGCCUCCGGACCGGCAUCUGAAUAUUACAUGCACAUCAUAUUUCAAACGGAAAUUUUGAGACUGGAGCAAGAAUUGUGCUUGCGAAAUUCUAAAAACCUGUUGAGUUUUGUAGAGACGUGUCUGCAGGGCGAUUUUAAGACUCCAACAGAAAAGUUUAAAGUUAUUUAUGCUGUACGUGUAUUUACCAACAUUGUGGCCACAUUUACAUGCAUUGACAAUGCUAAGUUAAUUAAGAAUUUAGUGGAAACAUUGAAAAGGCUCUUUGCUUUACAAGAUGAAAGUUUAACGAUGGAUUUAUUGCGCUUGGUUAAAAAUAUAAUGAAUUUACAGCAAUCGGACAAAUUGCUGGACCAUUUGCAAGUCCAUGCCUUCGGCUCAAUGCAACUAUAUAUUUAAACCUAUGUGUAUAAAACUACAAUUUUUGCUUGGUGAGUUGUAUUUUUUUCUUUUAUUCGUAUGAUAACGAUUUAGUUGCCAUUGAUUGAAUAUGUUGCAUACAUGCAGACGAGCAAAAACUACAAAUGAACAAUUGAAAAGGUAUACAUACAUACGUUCACAAACACAUGAAGUGA
This is a messenger RNA of Scaptodrosophila lebanonensis, 1252 nucleotides long. RefSeq lists its product as uncharacterized. Bases 192 to 1076 code for a protein of 294 amino acids. The transcript is spliced from 2 exons. The record is from RefSeq and is a predicted model, not a curated record. NCBI's taxonomy places the organism in Eukaryota, Metazoa, Arthropoda, Insecta, Diptera, Drosophilidae.